Molecule: messenger RNA, 1785 nt
Organism: Cladocopium goreaui
Lineage: Eukaryota; Dinophyceae; Suessiales; Symbiodiniaceae
Source: the annotation of a GenBank genome assembly
GCUGCCCCCCUUGUUCCAACCGACCUCCAUGCAGACAUAAGACAACAAGUGCAGAUGGCAUUACCUGAUGCCGCCCGUCUCCGGGCACAGACAACACUCCUUGACUCUGAGUGGAGUGUGGCGGUGCUUCCUUGGCAAUCAUUAGGGAAAAGCGAUGCUAUUGCUGUGGUGCCGAAGAUGUUUCUUCCGGAAGUCAUCAGACAGGUUGGUUUCAGUGGGAGGAGUAUCGCGGCGGUACUUACUCAAGAUCCGGACACCCUGGGGUUGGUCGGAUAUGAUCGGAAGUUGCUGCGUGUCAAUCUCAGCACAAUGGGACCUGGAGGAGAACGAGUGAUCACGAGUGCAAAAAGGUACGUUGUACAAUUAGGCUGGGGUCCACCUGUUGAGCAGAUCAUGCAAGGAGAAGAAGUACCUAUGAUGUUUACAAUGUGUCGCUUUCAAUGCAAGUUUCCAACUGCCUUGGGAUGGCCAGAAGGCCCCAUUCCAGCUUCCCUCGUCCUCACUGAAUUGGAACGCCAUGUUCCUGCCGAAGCUGUGGCAGAAAUUCAGCCUCGCCACAAUGACACUGCGACAUGUCUUCUACAUGCAGAUUUCACAGACAAUUUGCUUCGCGCUUCGGGGAAACAUUCUGUAUUUUACAAAGAAGUUUCUCCUGCUCAAGAGUAUUUGCUUCUUUGGCUCGAUGAUGCCAUGUCGCUGCAAGAUGCUGUUAAGCUCGCAGAACACCAGGAUGCCUUUGGAGUGGUCCGUAAAGGACAUGCAGCUAGCCCAAAAUACGCCAUACGUUUCAGAGAUGUCAAUCGUCUCAAAGAUUUUGCUGCCAAUCAUUCCAUUUUAGAUGUUUCUGAUCUCGGACGAUGGAAAAUCUAUGGCAUUGACAAUACGGUUGGCACCUAUGGUCUACUGGCAUGGCUCACGGAGCGUGGUUUCCAAAAAGUGGAAGUUCUCUACGUGGACGAUGGUACUGGCGUUUGGCUAGCCACUCAGCCAGGUGAACUGGCAUCUGGCUAUUACGUGCAGUCCGGAGUGAAGAGACAAUUUCACAUCAAAGCCCUCAACAGUGUUGCCAAAGAACAGGCCAAAGCCAAAAAUACCGGUGCAACAUCUUCAGCAAAUCCAGCGAUACCUAAGCAAAGUGCGCGUGCUGCCAAACAGCAGGCCUUCGCAGCUCAGCUCAGUGCAAUGCAGGUUUCGACGCCAAAGAGAGAUCAACCCAAGCGCAAAGAAACUCAACCCAAGACUGGUUUGACUCCAGAUCCAAAAAAGCCUGGUGAUGCAGGAUUGCCUGCGCCCUUGGUAGAGUACAUGAACUCCAGCUAUACCGGUUAUGGGCGAAAGCCCGCUUCAGUUCAUCGCUUGAGUGGCAAGAACUUUGGUGCCCACCGGAGGUUUGGGGAUGCCGUGCAAAGCGGGGUGCAGAAGCCCUAUGCUUGCAAAUUGCCCUGCAUCUCGAACAAACUGCUGUUGACCAACAAAGUGCAGCAGGUUCAUCCAACGAUGACGUGGUUCGACGUAAAGGUAUCGGCUGAGCUGGCCAAGAUGGGAGCCUUUGCGCUUUUACGGGCAAUUGCUGCUUCUACAGUGCCUUUGCAUGCCUUUGCCUCGUGGAAUCCUUUUGGAGAGCACCCCCCCUAUAGAAAGCCCCUGAUCGAAGGCUGCUUCUACAGUGCCUUUGCACGCCUUUGCCUUGCUGCUUCUACAGUGCCUUUGCAUGCCUUUGCCUCGUGGAAUCCUUUUGGAGAGCACCCCCCCUAUAGAAAGCCCCUGAUCGAAGGCAGUUUUUAG